AUGGCCCCUGCGGCGCGGAAUGGGAAAGCCGAACGAAAAAUCAGCAAGCUGUACGGCAUCAUCAAGUUCGGAAAUGAUACCGUAGAGCUGGUGCCGACGAACUGGAUAAUUGAUGGAAGGGUCUGCCUUUGGCCCCCGAACCGGACAAACUCGCAGAUUAUGACCAUGGUCAAGGCGCGGACAGAACCGGAGGAAGAUUGGGUGCCGUACACCUGUGUUGUCAUGGCAACUUUUAACAGCUACAGAAAAGCAAAAAAAAACCUUCGUGACGCGGAGUACACCUCCCACUUGGACACAGAGACAAGUGAGGAUGAGGAGGAAGAAGCUGAAGUGUACCAGCCAGCAAAAAAGAGAAUGCAGCUGCCACCGCCACCAAAAAGUGUCAUUGAAGUUCCAACACCUCCUUCAGCAGAAGGAUCUCAAGGUUCCUCAUGCAGUAGCCAGGAUACACCAUCUCCAGUGCACCGAUCCCAAGGUCGCUCAUGCAGCAGUAAGGAUGUGCCAUCCAUAGAUCACUUGCAAAGCCCUCGCGCCCGGUCACCAUACACGAGUCAUGGAAGCAGCCAGGAAGCUCAGUCUCCAGUGCAAUAUGGGCUGCCAAGGGCAACCAUUGCCAACAGUCAAGUGGGAGAAGGCGCAGACGUAGACCUGAGUGCGUUUAUGAAAAAGUCGCUCAGGCUGCUGCUUGAAAUCAAGGGAGACAUAAGGGACCUCACCCGGAGGGUGGCUGCGUUGGAGCAAGGCAGCGCCCCACCGUCAUCAGGAGACUCGACAGCGGACGUCGAUGACGUUCUGGAGGAGCCACUAUCCACUGUUGAACAGUGGGACAUCCUCGAGGACAAGCUACAGGACAGCGUUUUGCGAAAGAACCUGGUGGAUCGCCUUGCUGUACAUGGGGGCAGCACACUGAAUGAUGUCGUGCGCAUCAUCAUGGAGGCGUGCACAAGGAAGUCGCUUCAGCAGCUAAUGACUGUUGAGGGCCGUAACGGAAAAAAGGCGUUUAAAGGCUCGCGCCUUUUUACUUGUGUCAUGAGCGCUAUCCACAAGAGGAUGGAUACCCUGAAGCAGCCUGUGACUGAUAAGGAGAUCACCUCCAAGAUUGGACGCUAUCUCACGUGUGCUGGCGAUCGUGAGGGAGGUCGGAAAGAAAGAUUAAACAAGUAG
Ornithodoros turicata is the source of this 1164-nucleotide messenger RNA. RefSeq lists its product as uncharacterized. Bases 1 to 1164 code for a protein of 387 amino acids. The transcript is spliced from 12 exons. The record is from RefSeq and is a predicted model, not a curated record. Lineage: Eukaryota; Metazoa; Arthropoda; Arachnida; Ixodida; Argasidae.